Messenger RNA from Puccinia graminis f. sp. tritici CRL 75-36-700-3, 1794 nucleotides. Its product is annotated as alphaK I15. Gene Ontology annotation, molecular function: protein serine/threonine kinase activity; ATP binding. NCBI's taxonomy places the organism in Eukaryota, Fungi, Basidiomycota, Pucciniomycetes, Pucciniales, Pucciniaceae. Gene Ontology annotation, biological process: protein phosphorylation. The transcript has 3 exons. The coding region runs from base 1 to 1794 and encodes 597 amino acids. The record is from RefSeq and is a predicted model, not a curated record.
AUGUCUGACAUGCUCAAAUGUGCUGGCUGCAACCAAUGGUCCAAAAGUAGACAUUUUGAAAACCAUUGCCUUGAUUGUAUUGUCUCUCGCAUUCAAGCUCCUUCCACACAACCCAUCGGUCCCUCUACAUCCCACACACAAAUCCAUCAACGCAACCUCCACACUGCAGGCCCAUCCUACUCACCAAUUUCCCGUCAUUCUGUCAAUACUCGUGAUACUGGAACGCACGUUUUUUACCAAGGUUUAGCCAAAGAGGCCCGGGCAUCAAAAAAACAAGAGAUUUCCACCCCAAAGCCGAGGCGUGCAAGUUCCUCUCGAACCCCAGACCCCAAGUCAUCACCAGAAAAACGGUUUGUAAAAGCUGGUGUCACAGUCUACAUUGAUGAUGUCUUACAAAAAAAGACCGGAAUCAUUCCCAAGGUUCUGGAAGUGGACACAAAGAAGCCCAAUUUCUAUGAAGACUUUCGCCAUCAACUAUGGGGUCUCUUUUCCGAUGAAAUUCUGGCUAAAACUGAAAUUACGUUCCCACCGGACCCCGAACAGUACACGUGCUUAGGAACAAAUAAUUCGAAAAUCGAAGAACAUAACAUUCUUUUGGAACUUGCCCAAGCUGGAAAGACCAUCAAGAGCGCAUCAGUGAUCCACUUAAUCUACCAGCAUCCCUUGGACAACUUUCCUGAAACCGAUAUCCCCACACAGUCUCGUACAAACCAGAAGAGGAAAUAUCAAGGAGAUCAAUCAAAGGCUUCCAAGUCGGCGGCCUGGGCUCUUGGAGGAAAGAUUGCAACCAAACCGGUGAGAGGAUCAGCUAGUCUAUCUUCCCAAGUUGACACCCUCAGCCACCCCAUCAGUAGUCAGUCAAUCACCAUGAAGACCGAUGGAUGGAUUCCAGCCUUACGCCUACAUUUUUAUACCAUUAACGAACAACCCCCUCCAGAAGCAUCACGCCAAUCAUUCACCAUCAACGAUUACAUACAUGCAGUCACCUUUCCAUUCGACAUCAAAGUCGAUAGUGGAAAGGUUUUAGGGGAGGGCAGCAGUCGUCGCUCUUACCCGGCUCAAGUGCGCUCCAUUGAAAAUGGCCGAGAGGUCAUCAAUAAAUGGGUUGCCAAGCUACGAUACUCCGACAGCACCCCCAAUGUAAUCAAUCAUGCAAGUGAUGCCAUUACCUACCGUGGUUUUGGCCUUAUCCUAGCUGAAUUCAAAGACUUCAUUAGUAACAAACUCGAUGGUGUCCUCAAGGUCAAAGGGAAUCAAAUUGAACUUGUUAGGCAUUGCGUUGUAGUUGUUGGAAAAGUUGACAAUCCAACAAAUGUUUACUUCUUUGAGAGUUACCUUGUUGGAAGCUUUGUGAAAUAUUCCAGCAAUCUCAACUUCAAUGUCUCAGCAAACCAAAAGGGAAUGGACGUGGAUUAUCUUUCACUGAUGAAUGCUUUGACCCAUUGGUCUUACAAUCAAUCAAAAGGACAGCGAUUAGUCUGUGAUCUUCAGGGAUUUGGGGCCAUUCUUACUGAUCCACAAAUGGUUGAUUUGAAUGCCAAUUCUUGGGCGGAGGGGAAUAGCGCUGGUGAUGGUAUUGCUGCUUUUUUAGAAGAGCAUAUUUGUACCACAGUCUGCAAUAUUCUCCACCUGGGAAAUGAAAACAAGGCAGUAGACUUAAAAUGGACGCGGCCAACCCCUCGUCAACCAUUAGCCUUUGAUAGGAUACUUGCUUCAAAAAAUCGGGGUGUCUUCGAUGGCUCAGACAUUGGUAGCUCUGAGGAUGGUGAUUUGCCAGAGGUUAUUUGGCAAUAA